Exaiptasia diaphana is the source of this 1038-nucleotide messenger RNA. RefSeq lists its product as uncharacterized. Gene Ontology annotation, molecular function: nucleic acid binding. The record is from RefSeq and is a predicted model, not a curated record. Gene Ontology annotation, biological process: DNA integration. The annotation marks the transcript as partial. The transcript has a single exon. NCBI's taxonomy places the organism in Eukaryota, Metazoa, Cnidaria, Anthozoa, Actiniaria, Aiptasiidae.
AUGUCCAUAUCAAGCUCACUAGGAGCACCAAGUAUUCUAACAGGUGUUUCGAUGUUGAGUACUUCAGAUGUUCGGAGUGGAUUCUAUCUGUUCCCAUGCAUUUCCCAUUCUUCUCAUGAACUCGGCUUGAUCUCCUGGGCUCUGCUCGCCAAGGAAACGGCCGCUGACCCAUCAUUAUAUAAACUUCUGAAACUCACCGAAGAUGCAACCCAAAGCUUCGACCGAAGCGACCUCAACCUUACGACGUACUGGGCAAUCCACGAGUCCAUCUACACACACGAAGGCGUGCUGAUGAAUCAGGAUCGUGUAGUGAUAAUACCCCUGUCACUAAGGAACAGAAUACUACAGCACCUCCAUGCUGCCCAUCAAGGCAUAUCAACAAUGGAACAGCGGGCACGCUCCAUAGUAUACUGGCCAGGAAUGUCGAAGGACAUAAAAAAGGCCAGAGACUCGUGUGCGGACUGCAACAGGAAUGCCCCAUCCCAAGCCGCAACCACACCGAUUUCUUCCCCACCACCAGCGACACCCUUCGAAGCAGUGUUCGCUGACUUCUUUGAUCAUGGUGGCCACCACUACCUCGUUGUAGGUGACCGCCUGUCAGGUUGGGUCGAGGUACUCGGUUCUAAAGCAGGUACGAAUCUCGCAGGAGCAGUGGGUCUCAUCCGACACCUCCGUGCAUUCUUCGCAACGUUUGGAGUACCGGAAGAACUAUCCAGCGACGGAGGGCCCAAGUUAACGGCUGGUCGCACGGAGGCAUUCCUCAAGUUGUGGGGUGUCCGACACCGGAUAUCGUCCGCCUAUUUCCCACAAUCAAACGGCAGAGCAGAGGUCGCGGUGAAGACAGCCAAGCGCCUCCUCAUGUCGAACACUGGUCCGUCUGGGAACCUCGACGACGAUCGUUUUCUUCGUGCGAUCCUCCAGUUACGUAACACCCCUGACGCGGAUUGCAAUAUUUCGCCCGCACAGAUUAUCUUUGGCCGUCCCAUCCGAGACACACUGUCAUUCGUCAAUAAGCUAGAGAAGUUCUCCAACCCACAU